UCUGAACAAAGGAGUAAAGCAGCCCCCUUUACUGGGGGGCCUUGGCCACCCCCUGGGUAGAACCUUCUUCUUUCAGGAGUGGCUUCCUGAGGAGUUCGUGGAGAGAAUCUCCCAGCUGGACACCCAGUCGCCUGUUACCAAGAUCAAUGUGGCUGUCGACAGGCUGCCUGACUUCCUGGCGGCCCCCAAUGCUCCCAGGGGCCAGCCGCUGCCCCAUCACCAGUGCUCCAUCCACCUCAACUGUGAGGACACUCUCCUUCUCCAUCGGGCUUUUGAAGACGCCAUGGAUGGCCUGCCUUCCCACAGACCUAUGAUUGAGCUCUGCAUCCCUUCCUCGCUGGACCCCACGCUGGCUCCCCCCGGCUGCCACGUCAUCUCCCUCUUCACUCAGUACACGCCAUACACACUGGCUGCAGGCAAGGUCUGGGACGAGCAGGAGAGAAACGCUUAUGCAGACAGAGUGUGUGAUUGCAUUGAGGCCUACGCCCCUGGCUUCAAGGGCUCCGUGGUGGGCAGAGACAUCCUCACACCCCCUGACUUGGAGAGAGUCUUUGGGCUUCCUGGGGGGAAUAUAUUCCACUGCGCCAUGGCCCUGGACCAGCUGUACUUUGCCCGCCCUGUGCCCCGGCACUCCAGCUACCGCUGCCCUCUCCGGGGCCUGUAUCUCUGCGGAAGUGGGGCCCAUCCUGGAGGAGGUGUCAUGGGAGCCGCUGGACGCAAUGCAGCUCACGUGGUCUUUAGGGACCUCAGGAGCAUGUGACCCCAAACCAACUCUGACCCAGGAAGAUGAAUUCACCCUUGAGAUGUUAAGUCUCCAUUGGAUGAGCUUCCCAGGAUACUGCUUGAGGCAGGCAAGUCCUCAAGGCUCAAACCACUAUUCUAGAAAAAACUUACAAGUUAAAUUGGGUCCUAGUUAACCUCGCAUCUAUGGCUUCUUGAAUGAACUGGUUUUGUUUUAUAU
This is a messenger RNA of Physeter macrocephalus (sperm whale), 961 nucleotides long. RefSeq names its product pyridine nucleotide-disulphide oxidoreductase domain 2 (gene PYROXD2). NCBI's taxonomy places the organism in Eukaryota, Metazoa, Chordata, Mammalia, Artiodactyla, Physeteridae. The annotation marks the transcript as partial. The record is from RefSeq and is a predicted model, not a curated record. The transcript has 6 exons.